CAAAUCUAAAUGGCUUUGAAGUUUUAUGGAUUUGAGGAUUUUUCUUCCGAAAAAUUGCUUUAGUUUUGAGCUUGAUAAAUUCAGCCAUUAAUUCAUCAUUUUAACGAGUUGAAGUUUUUUUCUCGAUCAUCAUUUUUUUUGAAGUAUAAGAUGUUGAUUUUUGAAAGUUCUACUUAAAUUUCAAACAAACAGUAGCUAAUUUCAAUUUUUGCUUCCUUCUGGUAGACAAAAAAAAUCGGCAUCUGUUAUACAAUUCUUUCACUUUUGCUCAGUCUGUAAUUCACCGCAGUUCAGAAGGUAUAAAAGCAGUCAUCUGUAAAGUAAACCUCCUCAUACUUACGUAAUUUCAAGUGGAUUACGUCAAUAUCUGCUACCGAUUGAAUGAGUUUUAAAGGCUUAUGAUUGUUCAUUCAAGUACGGGUACCUGGAAAACUGAUUCUUAUUUCAGAGAUUAAUGGUAUUACCUAGACAAAUUAAUCGGCUGGUUUUUUUCUGGCGAUAAAUAUUAAUUAAAAUGGGUGGAGCUUUGCACAGUUCGUUAUCUUCAACCUUCGAUUUGGACGAAUCGGACGCAAUUGAAGACAACGACACGAGUGCCUACGUGGACUCGCUAACCUUCAGUCCGAACCACGGUAGAAAUCUGCAGCUGUCUAAAAACUGCUUAGUAGCCCGUCGGCUACCAGGCAACUUCUGCAACGCAAUUGUAUUCACUGAACAACCUGUGAACGCAUUUGGAGUCACGAUAAAGCUGAACAAAGUCGCCACCCAAUGGAGUGGCUAUCUUAGAGUCGGAUUCACGUCCAGAGACCCUUCAAGGCUCAAUCCAAAAUCACUCCCCAAAUCUCUGGUUCCGGAUCUCUGUUCCAAGAAAGGAUACUGGGCUAAAUCAUUGGACUAUGAGAAUCUUUCGAGCGGUGAUGUAAUUCAUGUGUGGGUUGAUUCGACUGGGCUUGCGAAGUAUACGGUCAAUUCGCACGUGCCUGGGAGGGAAGCGUGUCGAGUGUUCCUGGAGAAACUUCCGAUUGGAGACUAUCUGUGGGCGGUUUUUGAUGUGUAUGGAAAUUGCACCGAGGUUGAAAUUUUGCCAAACCCAGGGCCAAGAAACGUCUGCGACCAAUCACCUUUUCACCCUCUAGCUACAAGCCAUCAUCAUCACUCUUUAGACAACAGUGACCAACACCAAAUUGAACACACAUCAAACGCGGCCGCUUUAUUUGCUAACAACCUCCUCAUUCGAUUAGGGUCUAGUCUCAUUUUACCGAAUGACCUUUUUGAUAUCUAUUUCCACCCCACUUGUGGGUCAAAGGUCACUUUAUCGCAAUGCUCGACCGUUGCUUUACGUGACCCAGAUUCAUACCAUAACGGUUUAGUGUUUAUAAAUUCACCUUUGUUGUGCAACACGACGUAUUUGUUCACAAUCGCGGAGAAGUCGGAACGAUGUCUGGGCAAUUUGAGACUCGGAGUUACAGAUUUGAACCCCAAAACCCUGGCUGAAAAACCAAAUCCAUGGCCUGCAGAUUCGAUUGAUUUUGCAUGUGCGCGAGAAACUGAAUUUUGGGACGUUCGUCAAGUCGUUCAAACGUGUAAUAUUGGCGACGUUGUUGCUGUUUUUGUGACUAAAUUAUCAAAAAGAACGAAUCAAAGAGUAGUCAUGUAUAAUAUAAUUCGACCAAAAAGAGUGUCGGCUGUUUGCACCGAGGAUGCAAAUCAACGGAACUCUGGUUGGACAAAACUCUGUGACGUCACUCCUUCUACGGGACAACUGUGGCUGUUGAUCGACUUGUUCGGAAAGACGAAUUCAGUGGCAUUGAUAGGAAUGACUUCUCAGUUGCGACCAGAAACGGAUGCUGCCCUCUGUUCGCCUACAGGAACUGGACAAACUUUGACCUCUGCUGGUGAACUUAAUUCUGAACCUAAUUCGUCAACAAUAGAAGCAGUUAAAGAGACAGACGAUUCAGACAGCCUAAACACAGAAUGUGCAGUUUGCAUGCAUUUCAACAGUGAUACAGUUAUCUACGAUUGCGGACAUUGCUGUUUGUGUUACAGCUGUGCUCAUGAUUUGUUAAGACUUAAGCACCAGUGUCCAAUUUGCAGAAGACCGAUUAAAGAUGUAAUCAAAGUGUUCUACGACGCAAUUGAAGACAACGACACGAGUGCCUACGUGGACUCGCUAACCUUCAGUCCGAACCACGGUAGAAAUCUGCAGCUGUCUAAAAACUGCUUAGUAGCCCGUCGGCUACCAGGCAACUUCUGCAACGCAAUUGUAUUCACUGAACAACCUGUGAACGCAUUUGGAGUCACGAUAAAGCUGAACAAAGUCGCCACCCAAUGGAGUGGCUAUCUUAGAGUCGGAUUCACGUCCAGAGACCCUUCAAGGCUCAAUCCAAAAUCACUCCCCAAAUCUCUGGUUCCGGAUCUCUGUUCCAAGAAAGGAUACUGGGCUAAAUCAUUGGACUAUGAGAAUCUUUCGAGCGGUGAUGUAAUUCAUGUGUGGGUUGAUUCGACUGGGCUUGCGAAGUAUACGGUCAAUUCGCACGUGCCUGGGAGGGAAGCGUGUCGAGUGUUCCUGGAGAAACUUCCGAUUGGAGACUAUCUGUGGGCGGUUUUUGAUGUGUAUGGAAAUUGCACCGAGGUUGAAAUUUUGCCAAACCCAGGGCCAAGAAACGUCUGCGACCAAUCACCUUUUCACCCUCUAGCUACAAGCCAUCAUCAUCACUCUUUAGACAACAGUGACCAACACCAAAUUGAACACAUAUCAAACGCGGCCGCUUUAUUUGCUAACAACCUCCUCAUUCGAUUAGGGUCUAGUCUCAUUUUACCGAAUGACCUUUUUGAUAUCUAUUUCCACCCCACUUGUGGGUCAAAGGUCACUUUAUCGCAAUGCUCGACCGUUGCUUUACGUGACCCAGAUUCAUACCAUAACGGUUUAGUGUUUAUAAAUUCACCUUUGUUGUGCAACACGACGUAUUUGUUCACAAUCGCGGAGAAGUCGGAACGAUGUCUGGGCAAUUUGAGACUCGGAGUUACAGAUUUGAACCCCAAAACCCUGGCUGAAAAACCAAAUCCAUGGCCUGCAGAUUCGAUUGAUUUUGCAUGUGCGCGAGAAACUGAAUUUUGGGACGUUCGUCAAGUCGUUCAAACGUGUAAUAUUGGCGACGUUGUUGCUGUUUUUGUGACUAAAUUAUCAAAAAGAACGAAUCAAAGAGUAGUCAUGUAUAAUAUAAUUCGACCAAAAAGAGUGUCGGCUGUUUGCACCGAGGAUGCAAAUCAACGGAACUCUGGUUGGACAAAACUCUGUGACGUCACUCCUUCUACGGGACAACUGUGGCUGUUGAUCGACUUGUUCGGAAAGACGAAUUCAGUGGCAUUGAUAGGAAUGACUUCUCAGUUGCGACCAGAAACGGAUGCUGCCCUCUGUUCGCCUACAGGAACUGGACAAACUUUGACCUCUGCUGGUGAACUUAAUUCUGAACCUAAUUCGUCAACAAUAGAAGCAGUUAAAGAGACAGACGAUUCAGACAGCCUAAACACAGAAUGUGCAGUUUGCAUGCAUUUCAACAGUGAUACAGUUAUCUACGAUUGCGGACAUUGCUGUUUGUGUUACAGCUGUGCUCAUGAUUUGUUAAGACUUAAGCACCAGUGUCCAAUUUGCAGAAGACCGAUUAAAGAUGUAAUCAAAGUGUUCUACGGCUGAAAAUUGUCGAACUUGAUAGAACUUUGAAUUUCUUUUCGUAAUCAAUUUUAAAUGUCUAUCAUCAUUAUGCUGCCAAAAGUAUAUAAGUUUGACAUUAAAUGUUGAAUGUAUAAUAGCAGUUCGCUCUGUAAAUCAAUGUAUCAUUAUUCACGCAAUAUCAGUGCAAUUUAAACUAUUUAAAGUUAUUUUUAAACCCUGCGUCAUAAGGAGUUAACGGCCCCAUGUGAAUAAUCCCCCCUACAUCCCCUAUAUAUACCAAUUGAACAAUCUGCCCCACAUUAAAUUGAGUGGCCAGUUGCAGCUGUAAGGCCUGCUCGUACUAUGCUCAAAUUUGAUGCGCUGAAAAGUAUUUGCUUUUAACCAAGUGAACGAUUUCUCCCCUAAAAUGAUUUAGAGGGCAGAUUGAUCACUUGUUCGUUUUUACUGAGA
Messenger RNA from Symsagittifera roscoffensis, 4123 nucleotides. RefSeq lists its product as uncharacterized. The coding region runs from base 515 to 3694 and encodes 1059 amino acids. The transcript has 7 exons. Gene Ontology annotation, molecular function: ubiquitin protein ligase activity. The record is from RefSeq and is a predicted model, not a curated record. Lineage: Eukaryota; Metazoa; Xenacoelomorpha; Acoela; Convolutidae.